Ictalurus furcatus (blue catfish) is the source of this 1709-nucleotide messenger RNA. RefSeq names its product kinetochore localized astrin (SPAG5) binding protein (gene knstrn). The transcript is spliced from 8 exons. NCBI's taxonomy places the organism in Eukaryota, Metazoa, Chordata, Actinopteri, Siluriformes, Ictaluridae. The record is from RefSeq and is a predicted model, not a curated record. Gene Ontology annotation, biological process: mitotic sister chromatid segregation; regulation of attachment of spindle microtubules to kinetochore; spindle organization. The coding region runs from base 905 to 1522 and encodes 205 amino acids. Gene Ontology annotation, cellular component: microtubule plus-end; centriolar satellite; kinetochore.
UGGGGGAAACCAUUCCCGACGGGGAAACGAAGUUCGACACAACACUUGCGUUGUCAAGGUUUAUCUGUUAAUCUCAUUGGAAUCAAAAAUCCAUUUUAAAGGGAAUGAACACAAAUGAAUGCGAAACUAUUUAUUAUACGGCCAAUAUUAUAAAACAGGUCAUAUUGAAUAGGCACGAAUAUACAUGUAUCCUGACAUUAUAUUCCUAAUGUACUUUAAGUGACUAUAUGUUAAUAUUUUCAGUUAUUAUAUUAUUAUUAUUAUAUAUUUAUAUGGGAGCCAUCACAGUAGUCUUCUUCUUCUUCUUGAUUUUAAUGGCGGUUGGCAAACCACUAAAGGUGCAUCACCGCCACCUAAUGGACUGGAGUGUGGACAGUAGAUUGGCAGGAAAAAAUUACAUAAUAAAAAAUAAUAAUAAUAGUAAAAUAAUAAUAAUAAUAAUAAUACUAAAAUUAAAUAUAAAAAAAAACACUAAUAAUAAUAAUGCCAAAACAAUACUGCAUAAAUAAAAGAAAAUAAAGAGAUAAAUAGCUAUAUACUAGAUAUUCGUACUAUAGAUUACUAAAUUCUCUCACUUAUACCAGUGCUUUUUAAAUAGUUCAUUAGGGGGCGGUGCAUUUCCCCAGAUGUUCACUGUAUUGUCAAACAGUCAAACUGAUUAUGGAAAAUACGUCACUUGUACGUCACUUCCACGUCAGUCCAUACGCAUGCGCUUGGUGCAGUAUUUGACUUGAACAUUUACUGUCAUGACACUGGCACCGCUCCCAACGUCAACGAAUACUACUCGAGAAGAAGAAGUCGACGGAUGUGACGCAAUUAUUUUGAACGUCUACCGCGCUGAAAGUCUUUAAGUCAAGUGUAUUUUUGAACUUGGAUUACUUUAACACAAUCUUUGUGCGGCACUAUGAAGAGAGUGGACAGAGCUCCAGUUAAAGAUACAGCUAUUCCCACACAUCCUAAUUUAGCAUCUAAGAAAGCAAACGUUAAGACUGACCCUGAGACUAUGAUCAGGAAGAACCCAGCAAAAAGUCUCAAAGGGCCCUCAGUGAGAUAUGGCCUCCAAAGUGAUGUAAAGGAACAAAAUCGUCUUUUGCUGGUAGCGAAUGAAGAUUUGCUGAAACAGAUUUCAGAGUUGAAGGAAAAUGUGUCUGUAUUAGAACAACGCUGCAGCGAUCUUCAAGAAAACAACAGUGAAAUUAAGAAACAGCUCAGAGACUGUCAUGUACUUCUCAUUGUAGAAAACCUUGAUCCAGUUUCAGGGGAGAAAGUUGGUGAAGCAGCAGAACAGCAGGCAGGACAAAGAAAAGAACUCAUGACCAUUUCCCAAAAACUGUUGAGUGAGCUGAAGCUGUUUGAUGAUUUUACAAAAGAGCACAGAACACAUUUAACAGAGGUGCAGAACACCAUGAGAAGUCUUAAAGGAGCCAGAGAAACGCUUCACCUGGAAAGGGAAUCAUUUUGCACGUACGCUGAGAACGUGGAGAGAGCGCUAGAGGAUGCAGAGAGGCUGUUGAUAGAAUAAAAACACAGUCUUUUGUUUUGGUUAUUUCAAGAAUCAAGAAAUUUUGUGGGCUAUGGUUACUGGUUUCUUUUUAAAUAGUAAAAGAAAAUAGAUUAGGCUUGUCUUAGUCAUAGUAUCUCAGUAUCUCACUAAACUUGUAUCCAUCCCUCCCAACACCUCCCCCUCAAUAAAUAAACAAAUAAAUGUU